GGUGGAGAAGGAGAAGUAAUAGUAGGUGUUGGGGCGGGGGGAGCGCACUUCCGGUUUUGCCAGUCAUUGAGAGCUUGGCGGCUCCGGCGGAAGGAGGCAACCGAGGAGAGAUGGACAGCCAAGGCAGGAAGGUGGUGGUGUGCGACAACGGGACUGGGUUUGUGAAAUGCGGCUAUGCCGGCUCCAACUUCCCAGAGCACAUUUUCCCGGCUCUGGUUGGGCGACCUGUCAUCCGUUCUACUGCCAAAGUGGGAAACAUCGAGAUCAAGGACCUCAUGGUUGGUGAUGAAGCCAGCGAGUUACGUUCAAUGCUGGAAGUGAACUAUCCCAUGGAAAAUGGCAUAGUGCGGAACUGGGAUGACAUGAAGCACUUGUGGGACUACACCUUCGGACCGGAGAAACUAAACAUUGACACCAGAGACUGUAAAAUCCUUUUAACUGAACCUCCAAUGAACCCGACCAAAAACAGAGAGAAGAUUGUCGAGGUGAUGUUUGAGACGUACCAGUUCUCAGGUGUUUACGUUGCUAUCCAGGCUGUUCUUACGCUGUAUGCACAAGGUUUAUUGACUGGUGUCGUGGUGGAUUCCGGUGAUGGAGUCACUCAUAUUUGCCCAGUAUAUGAAGGGUUCUCCUUGCCUCACCUCACCAGGAGACUAGAUAUUGCCGGCAGGGAUAUUACCCGCUAUCUGAUCAAGCUGCUACUUCUCCGUGGAUACGCUUUCAAUCACUCCGCAGAUUUUGAGACUGUUCGCAUGAUCAAGGAGAAGCUCUGUUAUGUUGGAUACAAUAUAGAACAAGAGCAAAAACUGGCAUUAGAGACUACAGUGCUGGUGGAGUCCUACACACUUCCAGAUGGCAGGGUUAUUAAAGUAGGUGGAGAACGCUUUGAAGCUCCAGAAGCCCUGUUCCAGCCUCAUCUUAUCAACGUUGAAGGUGUUGGAGUUGCAGAGUUACUGUUCAACACCAUCCAGGCAGCUGAUAUUGACACUCGGCCAGAGUUCUAUAAGCACAUUGUGCUGUCUGGAGGCUCCACCAUGUACCCAGGCCUGCCAUCUCGCCUGGAGAGAGAACUCAAACAGCUCUACUUAGAAAGAGUCCUAAAGGGAGAUGUUGAGAAAUUAUCGAAAUUCAAGAUUCGCAUUGAAGACCCUCCUCGUCGUAAGCAUAUGGUAUUCCUGGGGGGCGCAGUGUUAGCGGAUAUCAUGAAAGACAAAGACAACUUCUGGAUGACCAGGGAGGAGUACCAGGAGAAGGGCGUGCGUGUGCUGGAGAAGCUCGGCGUGACUGUCCGAUAAACUCCCCCCGCCUGUUCUGUUGCUUCUCUAAAGCUUUCCUUAUUUCCUUUUAUUGCCAAUCUUUGAACUCAUUCAGCUACAUGACUUGGAAAAGCCUAUUGACGUUAGAGGUCAGGGG
Messenger RNA from Hyla sarda, 1413 nucleotides. RefSeq names its product actin related protein 2 (gene ACTR2). Gene Ontology annotation, molecular function: actin filament binding. NCBI's taxonomy places the organism in Eukaryota, Metazoa, Chordata, Amphibia, Anura, Hylidae. The coding region runs from base 111 to 1295 and encodes 394 amino acids. The record is from RefSeq and is a predicted model, not a curated record. The transcript is spliced from 9 exons. Gene Ontology annotation, cellular component: actin cortical patch; Arp2/3 protein complex. Gene Ontology annotation, biological process: Arp2/3 complex-mediated actin nucleation.